UUUUAGCGUGUCUAAAGCGACAGAAACAUGUGAGAGACUGCAAAAACUUUACUGGACUGAAACUGGAGACCGCGGGAAACUUCACUUCACUCACGAGGAGAGAGUCUGUAUGGACCAGACACAACAACGACGCAGCUUUACGGUGCAAACAAACCGUUGGAACUUUACAUUUCUGACGCUGAAGGAUUUAAAAAUCUGGACGAAGCAAACCCAGGCAACGUAAAUGAAGUUUUAAAGAGCCGCUGGAUUCAGCAACAUCGACGAUACUACUCUGGUUUUUGCUAUUAACCUUGUUAAACGAUUCCUGAAGUGUUAUAAAUAAUACUGUGAGCGUUUUGUGGAUUAUUUCGUACAACUUUCGAGCGGAGGAGAACCUAUGACGUUAACGCCAUCGAUGGAGUGACACCUUUAUGUUAGCAUCACAGUCAAGUGCCUCAAAAAGGUGGGGUAUGUGUGAUGGUAUGUGAGUGUUUACCAUGGUACAGAAGAAACUCUGGCUUCUGAAUGUCAGCGUCGCGGUCGCCCUCUCUCUACUGCGUCUUUCUCUGAGCGCUGAGCCGGUGGUCCAGGGAAGGGUUGGGGGUUUUGCUGAGCUAGGCUGCAGUCUGACACCUCCAUCAGAAGGGGCCACCACCCCGAAUCUCUUCCCUUUGCAUGUGGUGGAGUGGGUCCGGCUGGGAUACAACGUCCCCAUCCUCAUCAAAUUCGGCAGCUAUACUCCACGAGUGCAUCCCAACUACAAGGGCCGUGUGUCACUGUCCCGCGGUGCAUCUCUUAUGGUGGAGAAAUUGACCCUUGAGGAUGAAGGCUGGUUUGAAUGUCGGAUUCUCCUGCUGGACCGAACCUCAGAUGAGUUUCAGAACGGCACCUGGAACUUCCUCUCCAUCACAGCUCCUCCGGUGUUCAUAAAGACUCCUCCUGCAUUCCUGGAGGUCCUGCUGGGUGAAUCUCUCACUCUCCACUGCGAUGCUCAUGGAAACCCCAAACCCACUAUCAUCUGGAGAAAAUAUCUCAGUGCCACUGAAAAACAAGAAGAAAUUCAGGUACUCAAUGAAACCUUGUCUUUAAGCAAGGUUACCAGGGAAACGGCUGGAAUAUACAAGUGUCACGUGUCCAACUCAGAAGGGAACCUCACCCACAGCACCCAGCUGCAGGUCAAAGGUCCUCCUAUUAUCAUCAUUGCCCCAGAGGACACCACCAUGAACAUGUCCCAGGAUGCAGUUCUGCAGUGCCAGGCAGAAGCGUAUCCUUCUAACCUCACUUAUGAGUGGUGGAAACAAGGACAAAACGUGUAUCACAUUGAAAUUUUGAAAUCACGGGUUAAAAUCCUGGUAGAUGGGACUCUGCUGAUUUCAGCUCUUAUCCCUGAGGAUUCUGGGAAUUAUACAUGCAGACCGACCAAUGGUCUGAUGACUCCACCCGCUGCGUCUGCCUACCUCACAGUUAAACAUCCUGCACGAGUGGUCCGGAUGCCCCGUGAGACGUAUCUACCCAUGGGAAUGGGGGGGGAAAUCCCAUGCCCAGUUCAAGCCGAGCCCCCUAUGCUGUAUGUUAACUGGACCAAAGAUGGAGCGUCCUUGAAUCUGGAGCAGUAUCCAGGAUGGAUGGUCAACUCAGAGGGAUCCGUGUUCAUUACUGCUGCCAAUGAUGAUGCAGUGGGCAUGUACACCUGUACAGCCUAUAACAGUUACGGGACCAUGGGCCAAUCAGAGCCUACCAAAGUCAUCCUGAAGGACCCCCCUUCAUUUCGUGUCUCACCCCGUGCCGAGUACCUACAAGAAGUCGGCAGGGAGCUGGUGAUACCCUGCCAAUCUCAGGGAGACCCCUCCCCCAACAUCACAUGGAUUAAAGUUGGCCCUGCUCCACGCUCUCCAUUUACAGUGCUGUCCAAUGGCUCUCUGGUCCUGCGCCCACUCAGUAAAGACCACCAGGGCACAUGGGAGUGUCUUGCUAGCAACCGUGUGGCCACCGUCAGUGUUGCAACAACAAUUUUAGUGCUUGGCACAAGUCCCCAUGCUGUGAUAUCUGUGUCUGUGGAUCCAGGGAUUGGACAGGCCAAUGUGUCCUGGGAAGCGGGCUUUGAUGGAGGAUACACACAGAGAUUUACUGUUUGGGUAAAGCCCACUGUUAGAGGCAAACACGAGUGGGCAUCAAUUCCUGUGCCAACAUCCAAAACCUUCCUGCUGGUUACAAGUCUGCAGCCUGCCACUAGUUACCAGUUCAGUGUUCUUGCCCAAAACAAGUUGGGUUCUGGCCCCUUCAGUGAGAUUGUCACCAUUAGGACAUUGGCACCUCCAACAGAAUCUCCUACUGUGUUAACCACCAUCCCAGUGUUGUCUCCUCCCAUAUUGCUGUCAGCCAAUCGUACGUCACUGGGCGUGUUGUUGCAGUGGGUCCCGCCUCUAGAAGAGUCAUUAACUUCCUUUGCACUUCAAGCAAAGAGGGGAAAGGGGGAAUGGGUCACUAUAGACCGAGAUAUUGCUGUCAACAUGACUGAACUGAUCGUAAAGGGACUUGUAAAGGACUCAAAGUAUGAGUUGCGUCUUCUGUCUUGCCAAGACAAGCUGGUCAGCGUCCCAAGUGACUCGGUUCUCAUCUCUACUGAAGGUAUGGAGAUGUAUCCAGCAGCACCCAGUCUCCUGGCCUUUGUUCCUGAGCCCCUGCUGGCUGGUGUGAUUGGGGGCGUGUGUUUUCUGUUUGUGGCCAUCAUCCUCUCCCUGGUGACAGCUUGUGUUAUGAACAGUAAAAGAAGACAACGACGAAGGAAAAAAAGAGAUGAUAUCCCCUCUGCCUUCCAGAAGAAAUCAUCUCCAGAAGCUAACUCGCCUUCUGACAGUCCAGACAGUUUGCUAAAGCUAAAGCUGUGCCCUCCAUUAAACUUCUUCCCCAACUCGUCCUCCUCCGAUCGCUCAGACCGUUCCUCGUUUGAUAAAGCCAGUCGUAGUGAGUACCAGGAUCAAAAGAAGCAGCUUCUGUCCUCAUCAUCUCCACCUCCACACUACACCCAGUUUGAGAGCCACUUUGGGGGAACUCCAUCGCCCACCCCUGCUAUUGAAUCCAUAUCAAGAAGUCCUGAUGGCCGCUUCAUUAUCCAACCUGACCUAGAAAACUUCAAAAAGAACCUCAAGAAAGAGUUCCCACAGUCGCCUAGUAGAGGCAGUGGUAGAGGCAGCAGCAAUGGAUCUUUUAGAGAAUCCAACCAAUCAAAUUCUGUUCGAUCAGAAAGAAACGGACCACCACAGAUGCCCUCAGCAUUAACAGUGGAUCAUCCACAGUUAGAAAGACCCCCUCACUCUCCUGGAAGAGUGAGGGCAAUGGCUAGAAAUUUCUCCCGUCAUGGGUGUUUCUACUCUGAUGAUGAGCACGGUGGCUCUGAAGCCUUAUUGGAAAGGGCCAGCUUUUAUUCUGACUGUAGUGAAAAGAAACCAAGUGACUCGCUAAAAAAAUACCGGAGUGCCAGUCAUAGGGAGGACAUAUUCCCGAGCUUAACCAGGAGAACCAGAGAGAGAGAGAGGAUGCUCCAGCAGGCACAAUACCAGCCUAUUAAUGGAGACAGCCACCUGACAGAGCCCAGCACUAUGAUAACUCAACUGGAUGGAGAAAGAGAGAGGGACAACUUAAGCAAAUGUUUAAAGCUAGCAAAGGAACGUGAGCAAAUGGAGAAGGAGCUAGAACACUACACAGCAAGUCGAAGAGUACAGGCACAUGAGCGUGAAGAGAGGCGGGCCAAAUCUGCAAGUCCCUUAAGAAAAUGGACUGGUGUUGAAGUUCAAGACCCAAUUUGGAAGCCUCAAGACAUCCAAUUACGACAAAAAUCACGACCCAGCAGCUUGGCUCAGCAUGUAGCGGAUAAUAGGAGAGGCUGUUAUUUUGGCAACACCAGUAGUCCCAUGGAAAGACAUCCCUCCUCUUCUUCAUCAUAUAUCCAGUGGGAUAUAAGCCCUGUGACAUCCCCUACCAGCCUGGUGCCAGUGCAAAGCCUUUCUGAAGGAAACACACCUCACUCGCUCUACCCAAACAUACGUCAACAAGCCAUUGCCAAUGUAGAAGGUUUAUCAGCAACAAGCAUAUCUCAAUCACCAGCUACACAAUAUACCUCUCUUUCAAUUUUGACUCCAAAUAGGGAACCAUCUCCCAGUAGACCAAGCCUACACGAGGCACAAGCUAGAUACUCGGAGAGUCACCUGGAGGAGGAGCUGCCCAAUAGGACUUUAGUUGAGGAAAGUUGGUUGGCCAAAAGGAAAAUAGAAAAAGAGACUUCACCAUUUAGAUCCAAAUCCCCUGCUCACUUGAGUCCUCAACCAUCUGAGCUGCACCAAGUGUUGGAAGGAGCUGCCAGGGAUGCUAAUUCACAUGACCUUGAUCCCAGGACCCAAAACAUUAUAGAUACAGAGGAAGAAAGAGUUGUUCAAAAAGACGGACUACUGAGUCGUAAUCCAUCAGGCUGCUCUACGUUGCCCUACGAUCAUAAGAGGGGAGCAAAGGGAAAAGUGAUUGAUGAUUCAAUCUCCAUAUUGCCUUAUAAUGAACAAGAAAAAGAAGGUAUCAGGGCCCGAUCCCGAAAGAGUGACAAAUGUGUCUUGACUGAAAGUCCUAGUCGAAUAUCACCUCUGACCCUGUUAGAAAAUGAGGCAGAAAGCGAUCAGUCCAAUUUCUCGAGAAUGUCUGAAUCAAUGAAAGCUAAGCUUGCUCCCCAACCAGCAAGAAUGUCCCCACUGCAGACCAGCACUAUCCUGGAGUACCUUAGUCUUCCAGGUUUCAUUGAAAUGAGUGUAGAUGAUCCAGUAGAAGUGACCGAGCCUUCAGAAUCUGUUGAACCCAAUGUUGAGCUAGAAAGUGGGACAAUGUUGAGAGUUGAGCCUGACGUUGUACCCAAAAGUUGGGAAAAACAUAGUCAGGAUCUCUCUGGGACCAAUGGAGCGGUCCAUGACCAUGGCACACCAAAUGUUUCCAUGGAAAAACCUAAACCUGAGGACAUCUCAGAACCACUUCCACAAUUAGAAGCCAGAGAUAAAAGUGUUAAAUCGGGAACCUCAGAAAACAAAAAUAAACGUUUUCCACCAUCAAAAGAAAAGAAUAAGAGUUCUGAGCCUUUGCUUUCUCAUAGUUCAGGAGCUCAACGAGAACAAUUUAUUCAGCAUGGUCCAGCACAGACAUUAAUAAACACAGCUAAAAGCAUGGCAGCAAUAGUUUCCAAAUGCCCAGACUUUAUUUCUCAACAAUAUCAAAGACCUCAGAUUCAGGGUGACAGUACCAACAUGAUAUCCUCACCAAUCUAUCAGGUUCCUGUUCCUUUCAUGAAGAAAUCAGUCAGUAUUGGUCCUUGUAGGACUCUCUCCGGAGCUGGGCAACCUCGUCCUUUUCUUAGGAAGUCCAUUAGUUUAGGAUCAAGAUAUGAACAUUCAGAACAUCCACGACCUUAUAUCUCUGAGGCGUGCUACAGAGAUCAAUUUCCCAACCCAGAUAUAAGGCUCAAAUCAUAUAGUUUGGGUCGUACUCCUGCACAUUACUAUCCCAUAUCUGGCCCAUCGUGGCGUGGUUCAGUGCCCUUUCAACCUCCUCACAGCUACAGUUUAGAAAGGCAUCAUAUUGAGAGAUCUGGAAUGACACCACCUUACCAAACAACCUUUGUUCCAAAUCCUCCACGACAGACGGAACCACCACUUCCUUCUAGGCGGGAGUCAGAUCCACGUCGACAGGCAGCAGUCUUUCCAGAUUCCUCUAGGUGGCCUCUGUCUUAUCAGGAAACACUCAGGUCAGUUCAGCACAAGUAUGUACCACGUGACCCUCCUAGACCUUUUGGUCCAACCAGAUCACUGGCCAGAGUGGAUUACAUGCAUCCCGCGGAGCCCAGAAGAUGCCCAACAAGACCUUUCCUUCCUAGAGGCUACAGCUGGCCAUCACCAUACCAUCCAAGCUUUCCCUUAAGAGAGCAUGACUUUCCAAGGGAGCUGGACAAAGGGAUGGGUGCAGUUCGUGGCUGUGCAGAGACUGAGAGGGAUGGGGGAAGAGCCAGUUAUGCCAGCCAGAGCAGUGGAAGGGGUAGUGUAGGACCCUAUGGACAUCUUCGCCAGUCUCUGUCCAUCACCCCAACCUUACUCAGCUCGCCAGAGACCACAGAGGAGAGCGAGAGGCACAGGGCAGAUAAAGACAUAAGAGAACGGAGAUCCAAAAGAAGGAAUACUUCAGUAGAUGAGAGUUACGAAUGGGAUGCUGUGGAGUACUCUAUGGAUCACGACGUCCUGGAGGCCAUGAAGGUGGAGCGGCCCCAUGCAGGCUUUGGGAGAGGCAGGGGCUUCAGGCCAGAGCGUCCCCGCUCCACUGCUGGCCUCCAGGACCUCCAGAGCAAACGCCUGUACUCCAUGAGCCCUCCUUUAGUAUCCCAGCCUCCUCAACACCGGUACAGUCGUUCCCUCAGUGAGGCGCGCUUCAAUGCCCUGCGUCAGGAGUUUCAGGAGUACCGCAGAGCCCAGGCAUCCUGCACCCAAGACCCCUGCAUCCUCCCUGACCCCGACUCUGACUCCAGCUCCGCACUGCUCUGACAUCCUUACCCUGAACAUCCCAAUGAAGAAGAUGAAUUAGAUUUAGAUACAAACCCUGAGUGUUCAGAUCAUGAGAAAGCAAAGGAUCCAGACUCUGAUAUCCAGGAGCAGCUUUGAUGGAUCUUUAUCCCUGAAGCUGAAUGAAGAGAUCUGUAAAGGUGUGUUCAGUUCCUGCUAACUGUUAUAAACUUGAAAACAUGUACAUUACCUGGAAUGUAGCUCUUGUAUUUUUGUCUUUUGACCUGUUGUCAACAGUACCAGAUUGCACUUCUGUUUGUCUAGACUAAAACACAAGGAUACGGCAAACAAACAAUUAGAAGUAUGAUUGUUUUUAUACUGGUUUAGUAAAUUAAAUUGACCUCCAUUGUGGAUAAUUGUAACAUUUUCUAAUAAGCUGAACCAAAACAACAGGAGAGCAUAACAUCUGCUUUGACAAUCAGACACUGCAGCCAAGAAAAUCCAUAUUCAGGGGUGGAUUUAACCAAUGGCCGCUUAGGGGCCUAGGAAUUCUGAGGACCCCGAAAUAAAUACCUAGAAGUAUAAAUGAUGCCUAUAAAUUAUAUAUAACAUUGUUUUCCAUCAUACUUUGUAUGGCGAGGGUUUAAAAAUUGUCAUUUGAAAUGUUUCAAACGUGUCCUCCACCUUCAAUCAUAGAAAUGGCUCAUUAUUUUUGUGAAUUCACCUUAAGACAACAAAUCGUUGUUAACCCUAACCCUA
Danio aesculapii is the source of this 7259-nucleotide messenger RNA. It is a transcript of the gene igsf9b, whose product is annotated as immunoglobulin superfamily, member 9b. The record is from RefSeq and is a predicted model, not a curated record. The coding region runs from base 477 to 6542 and encodes 2021 amino acids. The transcript is spliced from 22 exons. Gene Ontology annotation, biological process: cell-cell adhesion. Gene Ontology annotation, molecular function: protein binding. NCBI's taxonomy places the organism in Eukaryota, Metazoa, Chordata, Actinopteri, Cypriniformes, Danionidae.